AUGGCAGCCUCUUUCACCCAGCAGAGCAGCUACAGCGUUAAGCAGAGAACCUACAGUUCCAGCAGCCUGGGCGGAUGGAAGCAGAGUGGCACGUCCUCUGUCGGAUACACACCCAGUGUGCACGGCGGAGCUGGAGGUUAUGGGACCCGCAUCUCAAGGUCUAACUCUGUCUUCUCUUUAGGGUCCCUGGGCUCGUAUGGAGAGACUUCUGUAGUCGGUGAUGAGAAGGCAACCAUGCAGGACCUCAACGAUCGCCUGGCUGACUACUUGGCAAAAGUGCGUUCUCUGGAGGCCAAAAAUAGGCAGCUGGAACUGAACAUCGCUGAGUUCUGUCAACAAAAGUCAACUGUUGUUACCAAGAACUACGGUGGCUAUUUUUCCACCAUCAAUGACCUGCGAGCCGAGAUUGCAAGAAGAUUUGCAGAGAACCAGGCCAUCCACGUGCAGCUUGACAAUGCUCAAUUGGCAGCGGAAGACUUUAAAAUGAAAUAUGACAUGGAGAUGAACUUGCAUUUGACCGUGGAGGCUGACGUAUCCCGUCUCCGAGCAGUCCGGGACAGCUUGACUCUUGGCAUCAGUGACUUGGAGCUAAGCAUAGAGGAUCUCAAAAAAGAGCUGGUGCAAAUGAAGGCGAAUCACAAGGAGGAGAUGAGCCAGUUGAGGAUCCAGUGCAGUGGCUCUGUAAAUGUAGAGGUGGACAGUGCACACUCUAUAGAUUUGACAAAGGUCCUGGAGGAAAUGAGGGAGCAGUAUGAAACUGUGGUGAGCAAGAACAAGCUGGAAGUCGAGAAAUGGUUCCAGUCGAAGGUGGAAAUUCUCCGGAAGGAAAUCAUUGUUUCCCAAACAGAUGUGAAAACGUUUCACAAAGAGUUGUCCGAUCUGAAGAAGACCUACCAAAGUCUGAUGAUAAGCCGGCAAAGCGCACACACAGAGAUUACAUGCCUACAGGAAAAUUUGGAGGAAGUGAAAAGUCGCUAUAGUCUUCAGCUUCAACAACUGCAGGUGACCAUCUCCACCCUGGAGAUUGAGCUGCAGGAGCUGAAGACCUCUCUUCUGCGGGUGCAAACAGAAUAUAAUGAGCUACUGGACAUCAAGAUGAGGCUGGAAAUGGAGAUUGCUGAAUAUAGGAGGCUGCUGGAAGGAGAGCAAUAUGAAAAAAAGGAGGUGGUGGUCAUCAGCAAGGUCGUAGAAGUGGAAGAGCAUAAACCCCACAUUGAAAAACGAGUGAAGACAAUCAUCGAGGAAAUUGUUGAUGGACAGGUGGUCUCCUCCUCUGAGGACACCCAAGUGGAAACAAUUCAGUAACCUGUGCUCCCCUCACCCGAGCUUCUAAGCUGUUAAAAUGCAUGCUGGUUUCUUCCGGGGAGUUCUCUUUG
Pelmatolapia mariae (spotted tilapia) is the source of this 1376-nucleotide messenger RNA. RefSeq names its product keratin, type I cytoskeletal 19-like. Gene Ontology annotation, molecular function: structural molecule activity. The transcript has 9 exons. NCBI's taxonomy places the organism in Eukaryota, Metazoa, Chordata, Actinopteri, Cichliformes, Cichlidae. The record is from RefSeq and is a predicted model, not a curated record. Gene Ontology annotation, cellular component: cytoskeleton. Bases 1 to 1305 code for a protein of 434 amino acids.